Fusarium verticillioides 7600 is the source of this 1933-nucleotide messenger RNA. RefSeq names its product aspartyl aminopeptidase. Gene Ontology annotation, biological process: proteolysis. Gene Ontology annotation, molecular function: zinc ion binding; metalloaminopeptidase activity. Lineage: Eukaryota; Fungi; Ascomycota; Sordariomycetes; Hypocreales; Nectriaceae. Gene Ontology annotation, cellular component: fungal-type vacuole. The record is from RefSeq and is a predicted model, not a curated record. The coding region runs from base 165 to 1754 and encodes 529 amino acids. The transcript has 2 exons.
GGUGCGGAUUGAAUGCAGAUGACGACUAACCAAAGCAAACACCACAUGACCGACCACUCACUCACUCACUCACUAAAAGGACGUCCUUCGUUGAUCUCUCUACUUAUUUAACUUUGCCUUAGUUAGUCACCGCUUUCUCGACUCCUUCACCAUCUCGUCAACAGAUGCUCGCGCUCUUUCGCAUCUCUUCACGUCGAGCAUCGCCUUUCAGAACCUCAAUUGAUACUACCCCGCGUCUAUUCGCAGCUUCAUUCUCGACUUCUUCGUCCAUCAUGGCACCUCCUCAAGAAGCUCUCGACUUCAUUGAGUUUGUCAAUGAGUCGCCAACUCCUUAUCAUGCCGUUCAGUCCGCCUCGGCUCGCUUCGAAAAGGCCGGUUUCAAGCUUAUCCGUGAGCGCGACUCUUGGGCUUCCACCCUCCGACCUGGCGGCAAAUACUACCUCACCCGCAAUGCUUCGACUAUCGUAGCCUUCACUAUCGGUCGAAAGUGGCGCCCUGGAAACCCUGUCGCCAUCAUUGGAGCCCAUACCGACUCUCCCUGUCUACGACUGAAGCCCGUAUCCAAGAAGAGCAACGUCGGUUACCUCCAGAUUGGCGUUGAGACAUAUGGCGGUGGUAUCUGGACCUCGUGGUUCGACCGUGACUUGAGUAUUGCCGGCCGUGUCCUGGUCAAGGAGGGUGACAACUUUGUUUCAAAGCUCGUCAAGGUUGACAAGCCUUUGGUCAGAAUCCCAACCCUCGCCAUUCACCUCCACCGACAGACCAACUUCGACCCCAACAAGGAGACCGAGCUUUUCCCCAUUGCAGGACUUGUUGCAGCUGAGCUUAACAAGGGAACAAAGGAUGAGAAGCCCGAGGAGAAGAAGGAUGACAAUGAGGAAGAUGAGGAGUUCAGGCCACUCAAGGUCAUCACUGAGAGACACCACCCUCAGGUCCUUGACGUUAUUGCAGCUGAGGCAGGAGUGGAGGUCUCUGCGAUUGUAGACUUUGAACUGAUUCUCUACGAUACUCAAAAGUCAUGCAUCGGUGGUCUUAGCGACGAGUUUAUCUUUUCUCCUCGUCUCGAUAACCUUGGCAUGACAUACUGCUCCGUAGAGGGACUUAUCGAGUCCGUCAAGGAUGAGUCCUCGCUCGAGGAAGACAGCACCAUUCGAUUGAUCGUUUGCUUUGAUCACGAAGAGAUCGGCUCGACCUCAGCACAGGGUGCCAACUCCAACCUGUUGCCAUCAGUCAUCCGCCGUCUGUCUGUUCUUCCUGGAAAGGACACGGCCAGUGAAGGUAGCUAUGAGGCUGUCCACCACGAUAACGAGGAGGCUACAGCAUACGAGCAGACUCUAUCACGAUCUUUCCUCGUAUCUGCUGAUAUGGCCCACUCUGUGCAUCCCAACUAUGCUGGCAAAUACGAGUCUUCGCAUCAGCCAGCCAUGAACGGCGGAACUGUUAUCAAGAUCAACGCCAACCAGCGCUACGCUACCAACUCUCCAGGAAUAGUGCUCCUUCAGGAGUGUGCUCGUGCAGCUGGCGUUCCUCUCCAGCUCUUUGUCGUCCGCAACGAUUCGCCUUGCGGUAGCACCAUCGGACCCGGUCUCGCUGCCGCCCUUGGUAUGAGGACUCUGGACCUCGGAAACCCACAGCUCAGCAUGCACAGCAUUCGUGAGACGGGGGGUACUGCCGAUGUCGCCUACGGUAUCAAGCUGUUCAAGGGAUUCUUUGAGAACUAUGGAUCCCUGGAGCCCAAGAUUCUCAUCGAUUAAACAUUAGAAGCGGAGCAUCAUAUGACGUCGGGUGUCAUUGGAGUUGGGUGUAGAAGCGUGGAGUGGAUGAAUGAAUGAUUGAAUACCGGGCAACAUUACAGCCAUGGGUUGGACGUAGUCUCACUUGUAUAUAGCUUGAUAGAUGAAUGAGCAAUGUCACUUUAUCAUUGGAAACAGGG